CUAAGCUGAGAUCAGAGUCAGAUGCUUAACCGAUUGAGCCACCCAGGUGCCACUAACCAAACCUAUUUAUAACAACACAAGCAUUCUUCAUUGUCCCAGUGUCUGUUUGGCACCUGACUUCUGAGAGGGAGAGCUCGGAUAAUUCAGGCAGUGAAAGAUACCAAGUUAUCUGAAGGGUUUUUUGCUUUUGCGUUUUACACAGUGAGUGGGGAGGGUUCAGAUAAUGAGGGAUAACUGCUCCAGCUAAAAAAUAUAUUCAAAUCAAUUCAUUUCCCUGAGCUCCAGCAGCAGGAGUUGGAUUAGUAAGAGGACUGUGUUGUGUGAAUGUAUUUGGUUCCUGCAUUUUGCCUGGUGAGUAAGGGAAGGUCAGAGAGUACGGGACACCAGUUCUAUCUCAAAGGUGUACCCAGAUCCAUUCAGUUCCUGUAUGUGGAUAGUGAGUGUUUGGAGAAUUUAUCUGAAUAGGUUUGGUUCCUGCGUUUUUGAUGUUGAGUAGCGAGAGGUCUGAUAAUUAUGGAAAACAACUCUGUUUCAAAUAUGUCUGGUUUGAUAGGGAGGGUUCAAUGUCUGGGUGGCAAGUAGGGAGGGUUUGGAGGCUGAAGGAUACCAACUCUGUCUCAGCAGCACAUCUGAAUACAUUUAGUUCCUGAUUUUGGAUAGUGAGAGUUGGGACAAGUUUAUUGGCUGGAAAACAGCUCUGUUUCAGAUUUAUCAGGUGAAGCUGAAGGAUACCAGCUCUGUCUCCCAAAAAAAAAAAAAUACACACACACACUUGAUUCCUGAGUUUAGAUGGGGAGGAGUGUUGUCAUUAUGACAGCCAAUACCUAUCGAGCAGUUACCAAGGGCCAGGUACCGUGCUAAGCAAGCUGUGAGUGUCUUAACUCGCAUCAUGCUCACAACAGUCCUGUGAAGUACAUACUGUUGUCGUCAGCCCCGUUUUAUAGCUGGAGACACUGAGGCACAGAGAGGAUACGUGACUUGUCGGGGCGGCCGUCAGUCGCAGAGCGGGGCUGAAGCCCAGAGCCGCUGCUGGCCGCCCCUACAGGAGGCCGCGUGGGACGCAGGUCCCGGCUGGGGUGGCGCCUAGAGGUUGGCCAUCUUGCAGGACAAUGAGAUGUGUGUGGGUGAUUCUGCCCCACCUGUCUGCUUGGCCCAAGAGGCCCAGUUACCCGCUCUCCCCUCCUUACUCCUGCCCCAACCCACCUCUGCACGGGCUUAUUGUUGUUGUUAUUGACGGUCAUUAAUGACGUGGUGUGAGUUUCCUUGUACUUUGAAAUGCCUCCCAAAGUGACUGGCCUCUGUCGGCCCUGUAACCGCUGUUUACCCAUUUUACAGAUGAGGAAAGCCAAGCCUUGAUACUCAGUCUGCAUUGCCAGCCAGAGAUGCCCUCGGCCCUCUCAGCUCUGGUUUCAUAAGUGUCCCUCUUCCCAGCAUUCUUGCUGUCCCACAAGAGGCGGGAGAGGCCAUGGCUGAGGGGACACUCCCCAUUGACACCUAGCCACCCACCUUAUGGCCGCUGCCUCCACCAGCCCUAGGCAGUGAAGGGGGGAGAAGGGGGCGGAUGAAAGGAGCCUUUGUGUCCCAUGCCAGAAAUCUCACCCCCAGGAAGAAAGGUGGGCAGGGUGGCGGGAGGCCUUGGUAGCACGCAUAUACAUAUAUGGGGCAGGGCACUGCUGAUACAGGGCUCCCCUCCAGGCUUGGCCCCCCUGCCAAGUGGGGAGGGAGCUUUCCUCACUCUGCUCUUUCACAUCACAGCAUGGGCUGCUGCAGGGGCCCGGGUUGGGCUUGGGCCCUGAGGUCACAGAGCAGAUGGUCCCAAAUGGAGCACAGGAUGUGUGGAGUAGCCUCUGUCCGCCUCCAGCCCAGGACCCGGCCCCCCGAGUUCUGAGUCCACCUGCUUUUAGGCCUCUGUGAUCAGAAUCAGGCCUCUUCACCUCUCCAGGCCCCAGCUUCCACAUCUAUGAGCUGGCUAUGAAGAGCUGGGUCUGCGUCAUCCUCCCAGGCAAGACUCCUGACUGCGGCCCAUGGGCCUCUGAGGAGGCGUCGUAAGUCCGCCCAGCUCCCCACGUGCUGUGCUUCCACUCAAUGGGAAGGGAGCCGAGGCCCUGUCCAGCGAUCAGCCACUGCCUCUCGACGGCACCAGGAUGGAAGUCAAAGGUCAGCUGAUCAGCUCUCCCACCUUCAGUGCCUCAGCUGCCCUGUUCGGAGAGGCUGCCCCCCAGGUGAAGUCAGAGCGUUUGCGGGGACUGCUUGACCGGCAGCGAGCCCUGCAGGAGGCCCUGAGCCUGAAACUUCAGGAGCUCCGCAAAGUGUGUCUCCAGGAGGCGGAGCUGACCGGCCAACUGCCCCCCGAGUGCCCGCUGGAGCCUGGGGAACGGCCUCAGCUGGUCCGCCGGCGGCCCCCUGCCGCCCGAGCCUACCCUGCAUCGCACCCCAACCCAGCACACCGCUCCUUGUGCCCUGCUGAGGAGCUGGCUCUCGAGGCCCUGGAGCGCGAGGUGUCCGUGCAGCAGCAGAUCGCGGCCGCCGCCCGCCGCCUGGCCUUGGCCCCGGAGCUGAGCGUCGAGCAGCGCCGGCGCCGGCGCCAGGUGCAGGCAGAUGCACUGCGGAGGCUGCACGAGCUGGAAGAACAGCUGGGGGACCUCCGGGCCUGCCUCGGCCUCCCGGGGCUCCCCCCGCCACAGCCCCUGGCCCUGGCCGCGGGGGCGGUCAUCACCGCCCAGGGAAUGUGCCUGGGCACGCGCCUCGCUCAGCUCAGCCAAGAGGACGUAGUUCUGCACUCGGAGAGCAGCUCCCUCUCAGAGUCUGGGGCCAGCCAUGAUAAUGAGGAGCCCCGUGGCUGCUUCCCUCUGGCCGAGCGCCCCUCACCACCCAAGGCCUGGGACCAGCUGCGGGCCGUAUCUGGGGGCAGCCCUGAGCGGCGAAUCCCAUGGAAACCACCCCCGUCAGAUCUUUAUGGGGAUCUGAAGAGCCGGCGGAACUCUGUGGCCAGCCCCACCAGCCCGACGCGCUCGCUGCCCAGGAGUGCCUCCAGUUUUGAGGGGCGAAGCGUGCCCGCCACCCCUGUCCUCACCCGGGGCGCUGGCCCCCAGCUCUGCAAACCCGAAGGCCUGCAUUCUCGCCAGUGGUCCGGCAGCCAGGACUCCCAGAUGGGCUUCCCCCGGGCAGAGCCUGCCUCCGACCGCGCCUCCCUCUUUGCAGCCCGCACCCGUCGCAGCAACAGCUCUGAGGCCCUGCUUGUGGACCGGGCGGCCGGUGGGGGAGCUGGCUCCCCGCCUGCGCCUCUGGCUCCGCCUGCCGCUGGCCCCCCGGUCUGCAAGAGCAGCGAGGUGCUGUACGAGCGCCCCCAACCAACCCCUGCCUUCUCCUCCCGCACAGCUGGCCCCCCAGACCCUCCCCGGGCUGCCCGGCCUAGCUCAGCUGCCCCUGCCUCCCGUGGGGCCCCCCGGCUCCCGCCCGUGUGCGGGGACUUCCUCUUGGACUAUUCCCUGGACCGGGGCCUGCCCCGCAGCGGCGGCGGUGGCGGCGGCGGGCCAGGCUGGGGGGAGCUGCUGCCCGCAGCUGAGGUCCCAGGACCUCUCUCCCGCCGGGAUGGGCUCCUCACCGUGCUCCCAGGCCCACCACCCGUGUAUGCAGCUGACGGCAGCAGCCCCCUCCUCCGCAGCAAGGACCCCCACGCCCGUGCCGCCCGCACCAAGCCCUGCGGCCUGCCCCUGGAGGCCGCCGAGGGGCCGGACGUGCAUCCGAACCCUCUGCUGUGGAUGCCCCCGCCCACCCGUAUCCCCCCAGCCGGGGAGCGCAUCGGCCACAAGAACCUUGCCCUGGAGGGGCUGCGGGACUGGUACAUCCGCAACUCGGGACUGGCCGCCGGGCCGCAGCGGCGGCCUGUGGUCCCCCACGUGGGCCCACAGCACCCGCCCUUCCUCCACGCCCGCUGCUAUGAGGUGGGCCAGGCGCUGUACGGGGCCCCCAGCCAGGCGCCGCUCCCGCACUCGAGGAGUUUCACGGCACCCCCUGUCUCCGGCAGGUAUGGGGGGGGCUUUUACUGAUGGGUAGGGGUCUCUUGAGGCAGAUGGCAAGCCAGUCACGGUAGCUAAAGACUCAGACCGGGAGAGAGCUAGCCGCCGCCUCGGCCCGGGGUCCUGGGCCCUGCCUGACCUGCAUGAGUCUAUGGGGUCUCGGUGGAGGGGUGUCUUGGGCCCUGGCAGUGGCGGCAGUUGUCUCCCAAGCUGUAGAAGAAUUCCAGUAUUUGAACAAAACAGUGCAUGUCAGCUGAAAAUGAGCCUUGAAAGCAGGGUGCUGGGAGGAAGGGCCUCCCGGGCCCCUUGCCUCUCUCUUCUGCCUUUGGCCGUGCCCCCACGCUUGCGAGCCGAAAGGUGCUGUCCUGUGCCUGCCUCCGCCUCUUUAACGAGCCUCUUUUCCUCUCUUUCUGUGUCUUGUCCGUCUUUUCCUCUCUUCUCUGUCUUGCCACCCUGUCCGGAUUCCUGCUCCCCCUUCUAAAGAUACUACGCGGACUUCCUGUACCCCCCGGAGCUGAGCGCUCGUUUAAGUGACCUGACGCUAGAGGGGGAGCAGUCCUCCAGUUCUGACCCCCAGACCCCGGGGACGCUGGUCUGACCCCUUCUGAUAUGCCCCUUGUUGGCCUGGGCACGACUUUAAUCUGGGGGAGCGCACAGCUGACCUCGCUGAACCCUGGGGUGUGGUUGCUGUCAGUCCUGGGGGGUGCCGACCUGAUCUUCCAAGGCCCCUGGCUCCUCGUGGACCCACGAAAGUGUCUGACACCCUGCUUCCCCUCUCACACUGUGCUGGGAACUAGGACCCUCAGCCAGCUUAAAAGCGGGGCGAUGGUGUAACGGGGACUCCAGGCCCCUUCCUCCAUUUCUGUUUACACUUGUGAUUUAGGUCUUCACUGUCUUCCCCCAACACUAGACGUUUUAUAAAAGGGAAACUGUGAUCUCGUCCUGGUUGGGUUCAUUCCUGUCCCCACGCCCAGCCCGUUCCAUUCAGGAAACCCCACCCCCCAAAAUAAACGGACCAUAUAGGGUCUCAGGGCCCUUUUCGGGGCAGCCAGGAGACUCUGGUGUGAACAGAACUCCCCGCCACCCCCCACCAGGCCAGUUCUUGGGGAGUUGGGCUCUCUGCCCACAUUUGGAAGGACUGAAGGCUGGGUAGGGGGCUUGGGUUCAUUUUCCUACCCCCAGGGGCACCCGAGGGAGCCCCAGCCCUUGUCUGCCUGUCUGUGCCCGCUGCCUCUGCCCGCAGGAUGAGAUGGCCCAGCCUCCACCCUGUCUAGCCCGGUCAGGCAGUUGGCCCUGCGGGAGGGCCCAAGGGCAGAGCCGCCGGGCAUGUUGCGUCCUGGGAUGCUGCGGUGGUGGAGCCUGGCAUCUGGUCUAUGCCAGUAAAAUCCUCAGGUGACGGUUGGCCAAAAGCUGCGUCACGUCUUCCUUGGCUUUCUUUCCACCCACCACUUUUUAAAACAAAUCUACACAAGCUGUGUUUUCUAUGAUACCUAUCUGUGACUUUCUGGAGCUGGGGGUCCCCCUACCUCCUUUACCUGGUGUUAAACUUUUCUUUUUCUACCAGUGGAUCUGGGCCCAAGACACUACCCACACUGGAAGGGGAUUUCUAUAAUAAAUGUGUAAACCGAA
Callorhinus ursinus (northern fur seal) is the source of this 5648-nucleotide messenger RNA. NCBI's taxonomy places the organism in Eukaryota, Metazoa, Chordata, Mammalia, Carnivora, Otariidae. The record is from RefSeq and is a predicted model, not a curated record.